Messenger RNA from Setaria italica (foxtail millet), 1518 nucleotides. Its product is annotated as organelle RRM domain-containing protein 1, chloroplastic. Lineage: Eukaryota; Viridiplantae; Streptophyta; Magnoliopsida; Poales; Poaceae. The transcript has 9 exons. Gene Ontology annotation, biological process: mitochondrial mRNA modification; cytidine to uridine editing. Gene Ontology annotation, cellular component: mitochondrion. Gene Ontology annotation, molecular function: RNA binding. The record is from RefSeq and is a predicted model, not a curated record. The coding region runs from base 90 to 1277 and encodes 395 amino acids.
UCUUCUUCCACUUUUAGCCGGCGGGUAAGCCAUCCCGCGAGCUCGCCUCGGCGUCGCAACUCCGUACCACACACGCCGCCGCGCGGGCCAUGGACGCCGUUCUACCUCCCCUCCUCGUCGGCGGCGGACUCUCCGUCUCCGUCUCUGUAUCCACCGCCACCCGAGCCAUUUCAGCCUUCCACCUCUCGCCCUCCGCCCUCCGUUCAACCGCUCGCCAUCGCGGCCGGCACCGUUCCCCCGUCCUCGCCACUGCUUCGGAGUCGCCUUCCACGCCACUAGCCGCCGCUAUGGCUGAGAGCCACUCGCGUUUCUCCAGGUGGGUAGUGGUGAUGGAUAGGCCCCCCGCGGCCGCGGGAGGCAGCGGGGUCUCCCGCGCGGAGGCUGUGGAUUAUUACGCCUCCACACUGGCCGGGGUUGUGGGGAGUGAGAAAGAGGCGCAGAUGCGCAUAUACGAGGCUUCGUGGGAUGGCAGCUACGAGUUCCGCUGCGAGAUCGACGAGGGAGCGUCAAAGGAGCUUGCAAAGAUGCCUGGAGUAUUAUCUGUUCAGCCAGAUAUGGGUCAAAGAUCACAGAUGGAUAACGACAGUUUGAGCCUCUCGACAGCUAACCUUGUAAGCAUCGGCGAUGGUGCUUCUAAAUCAUCAAGUGGAAAAAAUGAGUUUUGGCUUAUUCGAAUGGAGAAGCCCGGAGUUGAAGUCGUGACAAAGGCACAGAUGGUGGACCACUAUACCCAAAUCCUUAUGAAAGUAUUGGGCAAUGAACAGGAUGCUCAAGUUAGCAUAUAUCACAUUUCAUGGGAAAGGGAUUAUGGUUUCUGCUGUCAUAUUGAUGAAGAGUGUGCAAAGGAGUUAGCUGAUGUUCCUGGAGUGUUAUCUGUUCGACCAGAUACAAACUUUGGAUCAGACAACAAAGAUUACAAAGGUAAAAAUGGCUUCAAAUCAUCUGAAGGAACUGGCGCGGCCGAUAUCAAAACUAAAAGGCUCUUUGUUACAGGGCUUUCAUUCUAUACAUCCGAAAAAACCUUACGGGCAGCCUUUGAGCCUUUUGGUGAGCUGGUAGAAGUAAAGAUAAUAAUGGACAAGAUAUCAAAAAGAUCAAAAGGGUACGCCUUCAUAGAAUACACUACUGAGGAAGCUGGAGGUGCUGCCCUGAAAGCAAUGAAUGGACAGAUAAUAAAUGGCUGGAUGAUAGUUGUUGAUGUUGCUAAAACCAGAUCAAGAGAUCAUCAAUCCGGUCGACCUAAUCAAACAUUUAGGCCACCCUACCAUUCGAGAUAACUGUUUGAUGUACAGAAGAACUAAGCAGCUGUAGAGUAGAGAUAAGCGACCACAAUCUGGGGCAUGUCGAGCUGCCUGUUCUGAUUGCAGUUCAGUGCCCUUAUCUUUUGCUAAUUGCUGGAGGAUACUUCCAGCUAAAUAUAAAUGCAGCUAAAGUGUACAAUUACUAACAUCUACUAAAACAAUUUAUUCAAAAUUUUCAGUGACUACUUCAAGAGUCUGGAUAGAUAUGUUAUAUUUA